Messenger RNA from Rotaria sordida, 3096 nucleotides. The record is from the annotation of a GenBank genome assembly. NCBI's taxonomy places the organism in Eukaryota, Metazoa, Rotifera, Eurotatoria, Philodinida, Philodinidae.
AUGGACAAUAAAAAUCUAAAACAAGAUGCUAGUGACUCAUCAUCAUCAUCUGCCGCAAGUAAGCCAAAUAAAUCAUCUUCAGUAGCAGCAGAAGCAACAACAGCGGUAAACAGAAGUGCCACACUGCCAGAACCCGUUCGUCGGGUUAUACAAAAUUUUCUCCUAGUCUGGUUGGAUGCAAAUAUUGAUGAGACGAAAGAAGAUUUCAAAAAUUCAUUACAACAUCUUCGAAAACUUGUGGCAUCCAUCACAACGUUUAAGGAUCCUCAACAAUGUGUUAAUUUCUUUAGUGAAAUUAAAAAAGAAAAGAUAUUUUUGAUUGUAUCUGGUGCAUUAGGACGACAAAUAGUACCAGAAAUUCAAACAAUGCCACAGUUAGAAACAAUAUAUGUUUUCUGUGACAAUGAAUCAUAUCAUGAAGAAUGGACUAAAACUGUAUCAAAGGUCAAAGGAGUAUAUACUGAUAUUAAAUCAAUUUGGCAAGCACUAGAAAUCGAUCGAGAACGAUGCGAUCGAGCUAUGAUCUCAAUUAGCUUUAAUGGUCUCGAUCCUCUGUUCAUGUAUACACAAUUACUAAAAGAAACACUUUUAGAAAUCGAAGAUGAUUAUAGACAAUCCAUCAAAGAUCUGGCUGAAUAUUGUCGUGAACAGGAUGAUAUUCCUGAAGAUCAAAUUAAACAAAUCGAAAAUGAAUAUCAUAAUCAUACACCAAUAUGGUGGUAUACAGCUGAAACAUUUAUUUAUCCAAUGCUUAAUCGUGGACUUCGACAAAUGGAUGUCAAUAUAAUACUUAAGAUGGGUUUCUUCAUUCGUCAUCUACAUAAUCAUAUCGCAGAACUCCAUCGCGAACAACAGGACAGCAUGCCAAUAAAAUUUCAAGUCUUUCGUGGACAAGGUUUGUCCAAUGAAGACUUUGAAAAGAUGAAAAAAACCAAAGGAAAUCUUAUGUCCUUCAAUAAUUUCCUGUUGACAAGUCGUGAUCGUAAGAUUUCGCUAGAAAACUUUGCACGACCAGCCACACGUAAUCCCACUUCAGUUGGUAUCCUCCUUGUUAUGACGAUUGAUCCGGCUAUGUGCACAACAUUAUCGACAUCAUUUGCCGAAGUAAGCAAAGUAGGCUACUACAAAGAUCAAGAGGAACAAAUACUUUUUUCGACACAUACAAUUUUUCGUAUCGAUCGCAUAGAACGCAUCGAAGACAAACAUACUGAUCGCUUAUGGCAAGUUAACCUCACUCUUGAAGGUAAUCAAGACGAUGAUUUUAAUAAACUUACGGCACGACUGCGAGAAGAGUUCAGAUGGAGUACAGGAUGGUCUCGAUUGGGCGAUAUACUUAUUCAUCUAGGAGAGUUCGCAAAAGCAGAACAUCUCUGUAAGACACUCAUCGAAAAGGCAUCUACUGAUAAAGAGCGAUCGAAUUAUUAUCAUCAGCUUGGUAGAGUGUAUACAGACAUGGGCGAGUACUCGAAAGCACUUUCAUCGUAUGAACAAUCACUUGAAAUCCGGAAAACAGUUCUCCCUCCGAAUCAUCCCGACUUGGCUAUUUCCUACAACAACAUCGGUUUAAUAUAUGAUAACAUGGGCGAGUACUCAAAGGCACUUUCAUCGUACGAACGAUCACUUGAAAUCCGAAAAAAAGCUCUCCCUCCGACUCAUCCCGACUUGGCUACUUCAUACAACAACAUCGGUAUCGUAUAUAAAAACAUGGGCGAGUACUCCAAAGCACUUUCAUCAUACGAGCGAGCACUUGAAAUCCAAAGAAUAGUUCUUCCUCCGAAUCACCCCGCCUUGGCUGCUUCAUACAACAACAUCGGUAUCGUGUAUAAUAGCAUGGGCAAGUAUUCGAAAGCACUUUCAUUGUACAAACGAUCACUUGAAAUAAAGAAAAUAGCUCUCUCUCAGAAUCAUCUGGACUUGGCUCCUUCCUACAACAACAUCGGUGUGGUGUAUCAAAACAUGGGCGAAUACUCGAAAGCGCUUUCAUCGUAUGAACGAUCACUUGAAAUAAAAAAAAUAGCUCUUCCUUCGAAUCAUCCCGACUUAGCUACUUCCUACAACAACAUUGGUAUGGUGUAUGGUAAAAUGGGCGACUACUCAAAAGCACUUUCAUCGUACGAGCGAUCACUUGAAAUUCGGAAAAUAUUUCUUCCUUCGAACCAUCCUGGCUUGGCUACUUCAUACAACCACAUUGGUUUGAUAUAUGAUAACAUGGGCGAGUACUCGAAAGCACUUUCAUCGUACGAACGAUCACUUGAAAUCCGGAAAAUAGUUCUCCCUUCGAAUCAUCCCGACUUGGCUACUUCCUACAACAGCAUUGGUAAUGUGUAUCAAAACAUUGGCGACUACUCAAAAGCACUUUCAUCGUAUGAACAAUCACUUGAAAUUCGGAAAAUAGCUCUGCCUCCAAAUCAUCCCGACUUGGCUACUUCCUACAAUAACAUUGGUAUUGUGUAUAAAAACAUGGGCGAGUACUCGAAAGCACUUUCAUCGUAUGAACGAUCACUUGAAAUCCGAAAAAUAGUUCUCCCUCUCAAUCAUCCCGACUUGGCUGCUUCAUACAACAACAUUGGUAUCGUGUAUGAUAGCAUGGGUCUGUACUCGAAAUCACUUUCAUCGUACGAACGAUCACUUGGAAUCCAGAAAAUAACUCUCCCUCCGAAUCAUCCCGACUUGGCUGCUUCCUACAACAACAUCGGUGCGGUGUAUAAUAGCAUGGGUGAAUACUCGAAAGCACUCUCAUAUUACGAAAAAGAUCUCGAGAUCAGCCUGAAAGCUCUCCCUCCAAAUCAUCGGUCGUUGGCUGCUUCCUACAACAACAUUGGUGCGGUGAAUGAUAACAUGGGCGAGUACUCAAAGGCACUUUCAUCGUACGAACGAUCUCUUGAAAUCCAAAAAGUAGCCCUCCCUCCGAAUCAUCCAGACUUGGCUGCUUCCUACAACAACAUUGGUAUUGUGUAUAAAAACAUGGGCGAGUAUUCGCAAGCACUUCGAUAUUACGAAGAAGCCGAAGAGACAUGGAAAAAAUCACUGCCACCAAAUCAUCCGCAUAUUGCACUUGUGAAAAAUAACAUUGAGAUUGUGAAAAACAAAAUGUAA